CCAAAACUCAAGCUCUGGUGCAUAUCGCCGAACUGCAUGUCGACAUCAAGAAACGCCUCGCAUCAUGGCGCCGACCAACGGUGCUCCUUCCUCAGGCCCAUACGCUCAGCAGCAGCAUCUCCCGCACACUCGAUCGUAGCACUCGGGUUUUCACACACAACAAUGGCUAAAUGGCACGAUGGCACGUCCAACGACGCCCUGUGUCACCUCCACGGAUGGACAAGCCCUGCCCGGGCCGGAGAAUCGACCCGAGCGCGUACGCGCGUGUGGCCUCCAUCCCUUCUCUCGCUGUUGUCUCUGGCGCUGCUGUGCGGCCAGCCGGCAGCGCGAGGGGACGCGAUCUAGCAGUAGUCCCCAGCGGCGAUCUCGGUGAUACAUCUCACCGCUGGCGCUUAGACAUUAGUUAGUCAUUUCGGUUCGAGCGAUACACCACGCCAAUGUAGUGGCCGCUGCCUACAGUCCUGUGCUUGUGACGCGUACCAGCGCCAUCCCCGACCGAGAAUGUUUGCCACCGUUUGGAGCCCGGGGAAGCUUGUGUUUGUUGCGUUCCUGCUAGCGGCCAGUGCCAUCAGUGCCGAUGUGUAUCCCGCUCACAAACCACAUGUCAGACAGCCUCGAGGAUUGGGGUUCUUUCACAAGAUAACGCACCUCGGUUCGUUGCUGUAUCAGCAGUACAAUGACACCACCUACACGCUGAAGAACGUCUACGAUCUGCUUAGCAAUGAGUUCACGGACACCUUCACCACGACAACACCGGACCCUCGCACAACGUCAACUACACCGGAUCCAUCCACUAGUACAACACCGAAGUAUCGAAUCUCACGGGCUGAGUUAGGACGCAUCCUGAACCGUAACUACCGCGGUCUACAGAAACUGUUUCGACUCGAAUGGAACGAUGCGUGGAAUCAAACCAAGUACAACAUCGAUGACUACAAGCGAGAGCUAAAGAACUCGGCAUUUCCACCAAGCAACAAGACGGCCGGUCCGAUCAAUGUCAACCUAACGGUGGAGGUUAAUGCGGACAUCAUCAAACCUUAAGCUUCGCGUACCGAUUCCUUUAAGUUCGCAAUUCCUCACUGUGAUAUGAUGCUAAACUCGUCCCUAUUCGGAAUGCACUAAUCGACCUGCACUGCAUGGCUGGCCCAACAGCUAGAACGUAGACAAAACUGCGUCGAGCUACUUCAACUCAUUACUACCAUUUUCAACGUUUAACGUAAGGAUAGGCUUAGCUGUACACCUGAUCUGAGUAUGAUAGUAGAUACUUUAAACCACACAUUUCGAGGGACUCGCAGCCGCUUAGUGUAGUACAGGUUGAUGUGUGUGUAUAUAUAGCUCGUAACGUACGGUACGUAGGCACCCACGGGUAUAAAAGGAGGGUUUCUUUGUAGCGGUUUAUGUGCCCCUAUUCUAGCUGGUGUUGUAAUUAGUUGUUAUAGAUCGUAAUCUGAGUGUAGGGUAGACGUACGGUUGCUGCUGACAGAUAAGAGACAAGCGCGCCGGUGGCGCAAAAAAUGGUUAACCCCCGCUAGGCUCGUGAGCAAUCCGUUCCAGCCGGGUGGACCCAUCGAAUGAUCCUAUCGCAAUAAAAUGGCUGACGAAGCUUUUCGACCAUAGGUA
This is a messenger RNA of Anopheles stephensi (Asian malaria mosquito), 1617 nucleotides long. RefSeq lists its product as uncharacterized. NCBI's taxonomy places the organism in Eukaryota, Metazoa, Arthropoda, Insecta, Diptera, Culicidae. The record is from RefSeq and is a predicted model, not a curated record. The transcript has 5 exons. The coding region runs from base 502 to 1038 and encodes 178 amino acids.